UGAUAGAGAAAGGCCAUCAAUCUUCAACCCUCCAACAGCAUAUUCAGUUCUACAUAUCUGCUAGCUAGCUUCUUUCUUUACUCUUUUGUGUAGCAUUUUUUGAUCAGAUCAAUAUGCCUGCCAUAGCUUUUGGACGGUUCGAUGAUUCUUUCAGCUUCGCCUCUAUCAAGGCCUAUAUUGCUGAAUUCAUCUCCACCUUGCUCUUCGUCUUCGCCGGCGUCGGCUCCGCCAUUGCUUUCAACAAGUUGACGUCGGAUGCGGCUCUUGACGCACCGGGGCUGGUAGCCAUUGCGGUUUGCCAUGGAUUCGCUCUCUUCGUGGCUGUUUCCGUGGGAGCCAACAUCUCCGGCGGUCACGUUAACCCGGCCGUCACCUUUGGACUGGCCGUCGGCGGCCAAAUCACCAUCCUCACCGGCCUUUUCUACUGGAUUGCUCAACUCUUGGGCUCCAUUGUCGCUUGCUACCUCCUCACAGUUGUUACCGGCGGCUUGGCUGUUCCGACCCACAGCGUCGAUGCCGGAGUGGGAGCCGUGGGAGGAGUUGUGAUGGAAAUAAUCAUCACAUUUGGUUUGGUAUACACGGUGUACGCCACCGCAGUUGACCCCAAGAAGGGUUCACUGGGCACAAUUGCACCCAUGGCCAUCGGAUUCGUCGUCGGAGCAAACAUCCUGGCAGCCGGUCCAUUCUCCGGUGGGUCAAUGAACCCGGCCCGAUCAUUCGGACCCGCGGUGGUGAGCGGAGACUUCAGCUGCAUCUGGAUCUACUGGGUGGGUCCCCUCGUCGGCGGUGGAUUGGCCGGCCUCAUCUACCCCAAUGUGUUCAUGGCCCACGAGCACGCCCCUCUCUCCAGCGACUUCUGAUUGAUUUCAACUUUGAAGAAGAAGAUGAUGAUGUUGUUGUUGUUGUUGUUCAAAUCUCAUUUUCCCUUGAUUUUCUUGUAUAAUAAUUAUGAGAGGAAGAAAAGGCAACAUUUUGCUCUUUCUUUCUUUUUGCUUUUUUUUUUUUUUUCUGCUAGCUUUUGGUUUAAUUUGCAGCUGUAAAUCCUUCUUUGUUGGAAUGUGGCUUGCUAAAUGCCUAAAAUCAUGAUUGCACUGUCUUCUCUCUUUCUUUGAAAAAUUGCUAUUUCCAAUUUCAAAUUCUA
Ipomoea triloba (trilobed morning glory) is the source of this 1141-nucleotide messenger RNA. Its product is annotated as aquaporin TIP2-1-like. Gene Ontology annotation, cellular component: membrane. NCBI's taxonomy places the organism in Eukaryota, Viridiplantae, Streptophyta, Magnoliopsida, Solanales, Convolvulaceae. Gene Ontology annotation, molecular function: water channel activity. Gene Ontology annotation, biological process: water transport; transmembrane transport. The coding region runs from base 114 to 860 and encodes 248 amino acids. The record is from RefSeq and is a predicted model, not a curated record. The transcript is spliced from 3 exons.